GGGCGUUAUCGCGAGACUUUGAUUUAUUCCUACGUAAUGUGCCGUGCUGCUUAUGGCGGCGCUGGAGUGCUUCUGCUGUUGGGUAUGAAGUGAAAUAGAACUGAAUUUACCAUCUGAAACUGCUGCUUCAAGUUCAGAUCACGUUGAGAAAUAAAAAAUAAGCUGAAACAACCAAAGAGCAAACUACAGCUGAAGAAAACUUGAUCUGAAACCGAAGUUUGUGCCUACUCAACAGCCUACAAAGAGCACUUCCCAACGCUGCUAGACCUUCUACACUUCUCGUUGCUGUCCUGGGACGCGCUCUAGUGCAGCAAGAAUAGGAAUUCUCUGCUAGCUUGGUAGAUCCUUCUCUCUGUCCACCCAGCAUUUGUAAACUUCGAGCGUGUGAUAAACAGAUCAGACAGCCGUGCAAUAUUCAACAUCACUUCAAGAUGAGCUUUGAUCCAAACCUCUUGCAUAACAAUGGCCACUCUGGUUUUGCUAAUGGUACCUCAGGAGCCCUGCGUGAAACAGGCGUUAUUGAGAAGCUGCUGUCAUCGUAUGGUUUUAUCCAGUGCACUGAACGUCAAGCCAGGCUAUUCUUCCAUUGCUCACAAUACAGUGGUAAUCUCCAAGACCUCAAAGUGGGAGAUGAUGUGGAAUUCGAAGUAUCCUCUGACAGACGGACUGGAAAACCGAUUGCUGUGAAAUUGCUGAAAGUGAAGCCUGAAAUUUUGCCUGAAGAAAGGAUCACUGGUCAGGUUGUCUGUGCUGCUCCCCUUAACCUUGAGAACAAAUCUGGGCUGAAACCUUCAUCUCCUGGUCAGACUUCAGGCAGUGUGUGCUAUGAACGCAAUGGGGAAGUGUUUUAUCUGACAUAUACACCUGAAGAUGUUGAUGGAAAUGUCCAACUUGAAACAGGAGAUAAAGUUUCUUUCUCCAUGGAAACAAACAAACAUACUGGUGCUGUAAACGCUCACAACAUUGUAUUGGUGAAGAAGAAGCAGGGCCGAUGUCAAGGUGUAGUUUGUGCUAUGAAGGAAGCAUUUGGAUUCAUUGAAAGAGGUGACCUUGUGAAAGAGAUCUUCUUCCAUUAUAGUGAAUUCAAAGGAAACCUGGACACAUUGCAGCCAGGCGAUGAUGUGGAAUUUACUAUUAAAGAAAGAAAUGGAAAAGAAGUUGCCACUGAAGUGAAACUGUUACCCCAAGGAACUGUUAUAUUUGAGGAUGUUAGUAUUGAACAGUUUGAUGGAACUGUCACCAAAGUUAUUCCAAAAGUAUCCAGUAAAACCCAGACUGAUCCUUUGCCAGGACGUAUCAAAGUAAACUUUACCAUUUCCAAAGAACUUCCCUUUGGAGAUAAGGACACCAGAUCUAAAGUUACUCUAUUAGAAGGUGACCAUGUCAGGUUUAAUAUCUCCACUGAUCGACGUGACAAAUUAGAACGUGCUACAAAUAUUGAAAUCCUGACUGAUUCUUUUGAGUUAACUGGAGAGACCAGAGAAAUGGGUGUGAUUGCAGCUAUGAGAGACGGAUUUGGUUUCAUUAAAUGUGUAGAUCGCGAUGCUCGAAUGUUCUUCCACUUUAGUGAGAUCAUGGAUAGCCUGCAGCUCCACAUCUCGGAUGAGGUUGAAUUCACUGUUGUCCCUGAUGUUCUUUCAGCUCAGAGGAACCAUGCAAUCCGCAUUAAAAAGCUUCCAAAAGGGACUGUGUCGUUUCACACACAAUCUGAGCAGCGUUACUUUGGAGUUGUGGAGAAAGAAGCUACUGGUUCAAUGUCCAAGUCCACCAGCCCAGCUAAGAGUAAAGAAAAAGAUUCUGAAGAGGGAGUAAUUGCGUAUGAUGAAGCUGGGAUAAGAAUGACUGUACCAUACCAUAUAAAAGAGCUGGAAGGGUGUGCAAUUCCACAACUUGGUGACAAGAUUGAAUUUAGCAUUUGUGAAGUUAAAAGAACUGGCCUACAGAGUGCAGUAUCAAUCAAAAUUCUAAAUCGUAACCCCAAUGCCAAGAGACUUGUAGGAUAUGUGGCAGCAUUGAAGGAUAAUUUUGGUUUCAUCGAAACUUCUCAACAUGAUCAAGAAAUUUUCUUCCACUACAGUGAAUUCUCAGGCGAUGUCGAUGAAUUGGAAGUAGGAGAUGUUGUGGAAUACAGCUUGUCAAAGGGAAAAGGAAACAAAGUGAGUGCUGAAAAAGUUGCCAAGAUUACAACAGUGAAUGGUCCCAGUGAUGAAGUGUACCCAACAGUCUAUACUGGUAAAGUGUUGAGGCCAUUGCGCAGUGUCGAUCCACAGCAGGCAGAGUAUCAAGGACUUGUUGAGAUUACAGAGGAAGGGACUACAAAAGGUGAAGUAUAUCCUUUUGGCAUAAUCAGUCUGGCAAACAAAACAGAUUGCCUUCAGAAGGGUGAAACUAUCAAGUUCCAGCUAUGCACUGUGGCUCAGACAGGACAGAAAUUGGCCUACAAUGCCACACCUUUACGGAGAGGCACUGUGGACUGUGUAAAAGACCAGUUUGGCUUCAUAAACUAUGAAGUUGGUGAUGGUAAAAAGCUGUUCUUCCGUGUGAAUGAGGUAUUGGAUGGUGUGGAGUUGCAGCCUGGAGAUGAAGUUGAGUUUUCUGUCAUCUUAAAUCAGCGUACAGGAAAGUGUAGUGCCUGCAAUGUAUUCCGUGUCAGUGAAGGUUCCAAGAUUGUGGCAGCUCCACGUCCUGACCGUUUAGUACAUCGUCUGAAGAGCAUCACCUUGGAUGACGCAAGUGCUCCAAAAUUGGUUGUGCUUCGCCAGCCAAAGGGACCUGAUAACACCAAGGGAUUUACUAUGGAGAGAAAGAUUCGUCAAGCCGGAGUGAUAGAUUGAUUUCUUCUUUUCUUCCCCCAGCAAGCACAUUACCCAAUGCAGUAUCUUCAGGGAGGGGAGGGUUUACGCAAAGUUAUCUGCCUCUACCACCCUCUGUGUUUCCUACUCCAAAAUGGAAAUGGAGCACAGUUUAUCUACUUUCAAGCAAAACUACAGUUCUACCACUUGUCUGUGCUUUUAUCAAAAGCUUAAAAAAAAAGUACAAAAUGAAGCAAAAACAAAAAAAAAACAAAAAAAAAUGGUAACGCACAGGCUCGGGGCAAUGAAUGAGCAGGAAGCCUUAGUUUCACAACCUUAUAGGAGCUUGAUUUAAAAUCGAAAAGCAUCUUACAUCAAUGCUAAUUUGAAAUUUAAGUUUAUUUGCCUUUUGUUAGUAAUGAGAGAGAAAUCUGGGAAAAAAAAAGCUAUACAACUGAAACACGAGUGCCAUGAGUGCGGGCUUUCAUUAAACCUUUCAGUACAAGUUUGUUGUUGCUGUGGAGCACUGCAGCCUUGGAACACAUUUCUCCCUAUUCCAGAAACUAACAGAUUUGUGCCUAAAAACAAAUAUCACUGUUAUUUCCCACAGAGGGCACCCUGUGUAAUGCCGAACGGAAAAGGAAGCGGCUGAAUUUUUUUUUAAGUAUAUUAAUGCAUCAAGGUGGAAAUGUUAAUCGUUGGUACUGUAUAUAUGCCUUUUGCAUAGAAACAGGGAGACUAGUUGAUAUCAAGCAUUAGUAAUCAAAAAAAACUGGUCUGUGUUCCUAUACCAAAUAAGAUCAGGAAUUUAAUUGAUGUUGAUGUGGGACAGAGGCAAGUAUCCUGUUUCUGUUUCGCCUCUGCUCACAGUUUGGGGUUUGUCUAAACUGGAGAAUGCUUUGUUCUUGCAAGAAGGGAAAACAACACCUGGCUUUCUCCUGUGUCCCUGUUAAUGGUCAUGAAAAAGAAACUAGAAUAAAAAGUUUUACCAUAAA
Messenger RNA from Pristis pectinata (smalltooth sawfish), 3787 nucleotides. It is a transcript of the gene csde1, whose product is annotated as cold shock domain containing E1, RNA-binding. The record is from RefSeq and is a predicted model, not a curated record. The coding region runs from base 432 to 2834 and encodes 800 amino acids. Gene Ontology annotation, molecular function: nucleic acid binding. The transcript is spliced from 20 exons. NCBI's taxonomy places the organism in Eukaryota, Metazoa, Chordata, Chondrichthyes, Rhinopristiformes, Pristidae.